CUCCCUAGGUGGUUGGCGGGACGUGGUAGAAUACGGAUCGCCUCCCGGCGCUGAUCUUGGCUUUGAAAUUCCCGCUCCCACGCACCUGAAGCUCAGGGUCUUAAGGCUCGUCCGCAUUCACUGCCUAGGUUUCCCCUUCUGAGCAAGGGUUUUGGGGGGAGGAGACCAUGUCCACAUCUGAGUUUCUCCCCGGGGUCCAGGAAGCCCCCUCAGUCCCGGAUUAGAAAGAGAAGGCGAUGCCCUAAUUGUGACUGCCUUGUGAGAGGGCAAUGCUAACCCACAAGUGCGGGCUUCAAGGAGACUCUUUUUACCUUAGCCAGGGCCAAGCCCUUUCCCCGAUCCCCUACGCCUCGGUUCCUCUAGGUUUUCAGUCUUCACACACCCUCCCCUCCGCUAUGCCUGAACCUUUAUAAUAUGACUUCCAGUUCCUGAUUUUUGAAUGAAUGAGUGGCUCCUGGCAGGAAGAAAAACUGGAGGCAGGGAGGUAUUUCAAGCCCCUGGUCUCAGUAAACUGCUUCUUGGAGCAACCUUGACUGGGAAACCAUAGGGGAGGAACGUGGACAGUGUCGGAGUCUGGUCCCCUCAACAAGGACACCUGUCAGGGUGUCCCCUCUGCAUUCUGGGUCUCCGUUCCCGCUCUGCCCGGUGGAAAGGGAACGGAAGCCUAGACAGGCCCUGCCUGCAUUCCCAUGUGGAGACUCUGAGUCAGCUGUUCCUAAGUAUGGAAGCUGACCAUUGCCUUUUUCCAGCUUCCCAGCACACGCAUUGGUGGUGCUCCUGCCCAGAAUUUACGUGGAGCCUGGGUCAUGGUCCAGCCAGCUCCCACCCCAGCUAUGGACGAGGUUACCUUCAAAAGCGACACCGUUCUGUCAGACGUCCACCUUUACACCCCAAACCAGAGACACCUCAUGGUGCGGCUGAAUGGCAUGGGGCAGCCCGUUUUCCUGUCCCAUUUCAAGCUCCUAUGGAGCCAGGACUUAUUGGCAGAUUCGGGGGUUGAUGGUGGAGUCCACAGGGAUAUUCACACCGAAGGGACUCUGCCCUCUGGGACAAGCCCCCCAGGAUCCCCUCCAGGGAGUGAGCACGGUCAUGAAGAUUUCUGCCUCCAGACUGGAGUGCACACCGCUGGCCAGGAAGGGGCAGGAGCCCAGCUGGACGAGGAUGGGGACUUGGACGUGGUGAGAAGACCACGGGCUUCCUCUGAUCUCGACCCAACUAGACCUUCAAGAGACAAGGUACACCCCGUGAUUCUCAGACAGGAAGAAGACGAUGUCACGGGAGAUGAAGCACAAGAGAGCAGCCUCUGCAGUGUCAUCAGAAUAGAGCACACCAUGGCCACCUCCCUGGAAGACGUUGGCAAGCAGGUGUGGCGGGGCGCCCUGCUCCUGGCGGAUUACAUCCUGUUCCAACGGGACCUCCUCCGGGGAUGCACCGUGCUAGAGCUCGGGGCAGGCACGGGGCUCGCCAGCAUCGUCACAGCCACCGUGGCCCAGACCGUGUAUUGUACAGAUGUCGGUGCCGAUCUCUUAGCCAUGUGCCAGCGAAAUGUUGCCCUCAAUGAUCACCUGACUGCUGCCAGAGGUGGAAUAGUCAAGGUCAGAGAACUGGACUGGCUGAAAGACGACCUCUGCACAGAUCCUGAGGUCCCCUUCAGUUGGUCAGAAGAGGAAAUUUCCAACUUGUACAAUCACACCACUGUGCUUCUUGCAGCUGAAGUGUUCUAUGAUGAUGACUUAACUGACGCCCUAUUUAGAACAGUCUACCGACUCACUCACAAACUGAAAAAUGCCUGCACAGUCAUCUUGUCGGUGGAGAAGAGGCUGAACUUCACGCUGAGGCACUUGGAUGUGACGUGCGAAGCCUACGACCACUUCCGCGCCUCCCUACACGCACUGGAGAAGCUGGCCUCCGGCAAGGUGCGGUUCACAGUGGAGCCAGUAGAAGCUGCCUUCCCACAGCGCCUGGCCUACGAGCGCAUCCAGCAGCUGGAGCUGUGGAAGAUCAUUGUGGAGCCAGUCACGUGAUGGGGCGCGUCGACAAGGCCCGGCUUCUCCCAUAGAAGUGGCGCUUCUCCAUUGUUCUUGUAAUACGCUUCCAAUAAAAUCAAAACCUCACCAAAGGAACUUGCCUGAGAUUUUGUCACUUUAAUUAAAGGAUUUACCUUAAUGUACCUUAAAUGACCCAAGAGGGCUCUCUGGGGUAUGGUGUUACUUCCCAAUAUCUGCCAGAGAGUGGGCCUGGGAGUCGGUUAAGUUGCCUGCAGUUUUUUUAUUUUAUUGUUUAAUUGUAUUGUGUUAGAAUAUAUGUAAUAACAUUUGCCAUUUUAACCAUUGUUAAGUGUACAGUUCAGUGACACCAAUUACAUUCACCAUCCCGUGUGACCAUCGCCACUCUCCAUUUCCAAAUGUUUUUACCCUGUCAAACUCAGUGCCCCUUCAGCAGUAACUCCCCAUUUUCCCUUGCCUCCAGCCCCAGUUAACCACUAAUAAACUUUUGUCUCUACGCACUUGCCUAUUCUAGGUAUUUCACAUAAGUGGGAUCCUACAAUAUGUGCCUUUUGU
Messenger RNA from Loxodonta africana (African savanna elephant), 2561 nucleotides. It is a transcript of the gene METTL22, whose product is annotated as methyltransferase 22, Kin17 lysine. The transcript has 11 exons. Bases 807 to 2024 code for a protein of 405 amino acids. Gene Ontology annotation, cellular component: nucleus. Gene Ontology annotation, molecular function: protein methyltransferase activity. Lineage: Eukaryota; Metazoa; Chordata; Mammalia; Proboscidea; Elephantidae. The record is from RefSeq and is a predicted model, not a curated record. Gene Ontology annotation, biological process: protein methylation.